AUGGGAGACCGACUUAAAUAUCUCGGUCUCUACCUGGACGCGGCUUGGAGUUUUGGCGGGCACUUUGAGCGCCUGGCCCCCAGGGCGGAGUCGGUGGCAAUUAGCCUGAGACGACUCUUGCCCAAUCUUGGGAGCCCGGAUGGCCGAGUGCGCCGCCUAUAUGCGAACACCGUCCGGGCGGUGGCCCUUUAUGGGUCACCGGUGUGGGCGGACGCCCUGAUGGCCGAAAGGCGCGGCAGGAUGCUGCUGCGCCGAGUAUUUCGGAGGGUGGCCAUCAGGGUUGUCCGCGGUUACAGGACGGUGUCGCACACGGCGGCCACAUUGUUGGUGGGGACGCCGCCCGUCGAGCUCUACGCCGACAUGUACGCACAUGUGUACAGGCGUACGCGGGAGCUCGGCGGGCUAGGUGUGGCGUUGACCCCAAGGGUCAACUCAAGGCCGCCGUGA
Messenger RNA from Formica exsecta, 447 nucleotides. RefSeq lists its product as uncharacterized. The coding region runs from base 1 to 447 and encodes 148 amino acids. The transcript has a single exon. NCBI's taxonomy places the organism in Eukaryota, Metazoa, Arthropoda, Insecta, Hymenoptera, Formicidae. The record is from RefSeq and is a predicted model, not a curated record.